This is a messenger RNA of Halichondria panicea, 14224 nucleotides long. Its product is annotated as midasin-like. The coding region runs from base 127 to 14133 and encodes 4668 amino acids. Lineage: Eukaryota; Metazoa; Porifera; Demospongiae; Suberitida; Halichondriidae. Gene Ontology annotation, biological process: ribosomal large subunit export from nucleus; ribosomal large subunit assembly. Gene Ontology annotation, molecular function: ATP binding; ATP hydrolysis activity. The transcript has 112 exons. The record is from RefSeq and is a predicted model, not a curated record. Gene Ontology annotation, cellular component: nucleus; preribosome, large subunit precursor.
UCGCAGCCCCUCCUUCGGAUUAUGAAUCCCUUCAUUUUCCACGUGGUCUAGAUCCUAGUGUGACCACGUGGACUAAAAAGUGUUCUAUCUACAUUUGUAAACGUUGUCUGAAAGAGAUGAAUUAAUAUGGAAGAUAAGGUGGAAACGUUAUCAGAUCUAGAGUUAAUCAUAUCCUGCUCUGGACAGAAACAGCAACAUGAAAGGGAAAGACGACUUAUAUUAACCAAAGACGAUGUAAACGAGUUCCCAGAGUGUGUCCAGCAGUUGCUGUGUGAUCUCUCAGUGGUAGUGGAGAGUGCGGAUUCGUGUGUUGUAUUGGAGGGGCCUAGUGGAUGCGGCAAGACGACGCUGAUACAGGCACUUGCACAGCUGCAGCAACACGAGCUAAUGGUUGUUCAUUUAGGAGAGCAGAUUGACUCCAAGGUUCUUCUCGGUACAUUCACCUCUACCUCGUAUCCUGGGGAGUUUGUGUGGAAGCCCGGUCCUUUAACUAAGGCUGUUGAAAGUGGCCUGUGGCUGUUGAUGGAAGACAUUGAUCUGGCUACGCCUGAUGUGCUUGGUCUCUUGCUGCCGCUCAUCAAAACUAGGGAGUUAAUGAUUCCUGGGUACACACGACCUAUCAUAGCAGCUCCAGGCUUCAAGUUGUUGCUCACUCAAAGAACAUUUCGUGAUGGAUCUCCCUUGUUGUCUUCGUCAUUUGCUCUGCUGCACCUGCUGAGUCAGCAUUCCACAAUUUUCAAAGUAUCUCCGAUUUCAAGCAUAUCUGUUGGACAAAUACUUGCAGCAAAGCACCCCGACCUCUCUCAGUUUAUUGUGACACUCCUCUCUGCUGUAGAAGGAAUGAAUGUUCAUAUCAGGCAGCUGUUGAAAGUUUGCGAUCGAGUGUCCCCGCAAGUAUACAAUGGUAGAAUAACCUCAGUGGAAGACUUCAUGCUGGAGGUUAUUGACUGCUUGUGUGGUUCCUUGAGUCUUCCAGAUAAGGAAGUAUUAGCUGUACAAUUUGGUUCUCUAGUGGGGGGAAUCAGCAAAGAAAAAAUCGAGCAACUGUGUAGAAGUCACAGACCAUCUGUUCAGAGGUCACCAACCACUCUUUCUGUGGGGAGGGCUAACAUAAUCAGAUUGACUCCUUUCAAUCCAGAAUUAUGCUUUGCCCACACAUCAUCAUCCCUUCGCCUCCUGGAAAGUGUAUGCAGGUGUGUACAGAUGAAUGAACCGGUAUUGUUGGUAGGAGAAACUGGGGUAGGAAAGACAGCUGUUGUCAACUAUCUUUCCAAAGUGACAGAUAAUCGAUUGGUGGUGUUUAACAUGAGUGAGCAAACUGAGAGCACUGACUUGUUAGGAGGGUUCAAACCACUCCAGCUGUCUCACCUGCUAGAUCCUGUGAAGGCGGAGUUCGAGACUUUGUUUCAUGCAACAUUUUCGUUAAAACAGAAUGGCCCGUUUCUCUCAAGCCUGCAGGAAACAUACAGUAAACAAAAUUGGAAAAAACUUUUGAAACUGAUGUCACACUCUGUGGAAUCAGCUCUCAGCAGUGGUGGGAGUUUUAUCUCAGAAUGGAAGAAGAUGGCUAAGACUUUGGGUAAAUUUCAGAAACAACUCGCCAGUUCCCGUUCUACCUUUGCCUUUGACUUUGUGGAGGGUGCACUCGUUGAGGCUGUCAGAAGUGGCUCCUGGAUCCUUCUGGAUGAGGUUAACCUAGCUUCGUCUGAGACUCUACAGUGCCUGAGUGGACUGUUAGAGUGUGCAAAUGGUUCCUUUCUUUUACCUGAAAAACUAGAAGCGGGUGUUGUGAAGCGUCAUCCAAACUUUCGUCUUUUCUGCUGCAUGAAUCCAGCCACAGAUUUUGGGAAAAAGUCACUGCCCUACAGUGUACGCAAUAGACUGACUGAGUUCUAUGUGGAUGAAGUUCAGGACUCGUCUGAUCUUAGGCUCUUAGUGCACACAUACCUGCAGAGCGUGUCUCCUCCGUCAAAACUUGUGGAGGGCAUCAUUAAACUUCAUCUCAGUAUGAAAAAACUUGCUGAAAGCAGGUUGCAAGAUGGCACCGGUCGGAAGCCCAAUUACAGUUUGCGAAAUCUUUGUAGAGCUCUCACCUAUUGUCGUCAGAUGUUCUGCGGUAGUCUGCUGAGAUCAGCCUAUGAGGGCUUUUGCAUGAGCUUUCUCUCAGAAGUGCGAGGUGACUACCAUCCACUCAUCAUGUCACUGAUUAGUCAUACAUUAUCGGUGUCCAAGACGUGCAUCUCUGCUCCUAUUCCUCCCCCAAAUACUCGUGGCUACAUUCAAGUGGAAGGGUUUUGGUUGUAUAAAGGUUCAAUGCAGGCAUCCGUUCCAGAAGAGUAUGUACUUACAGAAAGUGUCAGGAAGAACAUCAAAAAUAUGGCUAGAGUUGUAUCUGCCAGGUCACUGCCUGUGUUGCUUCAAGGUCCCACAUCCGCUGGCAAAACCAGCAUGGUUCAGUACCUUGCCCGAACUCUGGGCCACAAGUGUGUAAGAAUCAAUAAUCAUGAGCAUACAGACUUGCAGGAAUAUGUGGGCAUGUACACUGCCAACAGUCAGGGACAGCUCGUUUUCCAGGAGGGUGUGUUGGUUGAUGCCAUGAGACAUGGCUACUGGAUAAUUCUCGAUGAGCUGAAUCUUGCACCUACUGAAGUGCUCGAGGCACUGAACCGAGUACUUGAUGAUAACCGGGAGUUGUUUAUCCCAGAAACACAGGAGCUUGUCCAGGCUCACCCCAACUUUUUGCUCUUUGGCACUCAGAACCCCCCUGGGAUAUAUGCUGGCAGAAAGGUGUUGUCAAGAGCUUUUAGAAACAGGUUUAUAGAGCUGCACAUUGAAGACAUUCCUCCAGAUGAGCUGGUCACAAUCUUGCAUCAACGCUGCUCAUUACCGACCUCAUAUGCCAAAAAAAUGGUGGAUGUUAUGAAAGAAUUACAGAUGGUUCGAUCUGAGUCGGGAAUAUUUCAUGGCAAGCAUGGUCUUAUAACAUUGCGGGACUUGUUCAGAUGGGCGGAGAGGUAUCGUAGAUCUAAAGUCACUAACAAGUUCUAUGAUUGGGAGCAGCAGUUAGCUGAAGACGGAUACAUGCUGCUUGGAGGACGUCUGAGAACUGUAGAUGAGCAGACAACUAUUUUGGAAGUUGUCCAGAAACAUUUCAAGAGAACAGUAGACCGAUUGAAGCUGUUCGGCUUGGAUGAAGGGUGUGGUAGUUUGGCUAGUGCAGAGACCCUUGCUCUCCUCCACUCAACCUUGCCUGAAGACUUUCAGCAUCUGGUGUGGACUGACGAACUGCAGAGCAUGGCUGUGUUAGUUCACCGUGCUCUCUGCUUUGAUGAGCCUGUACUUAUGGUGGGAGCCACAGGAUGUGGAAAAACAUCUCUCUGUCAGCUACUUAGUGCUUUGCUUGGUCGCCAGCUCUUCUCUGUCAACUGUCACUUGCAUACUGAUGCUUCAGACUUUCUUGGUGGUCUCAGACCUGUAAGGAGCAAACAUACUGAAGAGAGAGAGUCAGGUAAUCCAGGACUGUUUCAGUGGAGUGAUGGUGUCGUAAUUCAAGCAAUGAGAAGUGGUGGGUGCCUGAUGAUUGAUGAAAUCUCUCUUGCUGGAGAUGCAGUGCUCGAAAGGCUCAACUCCAUUCUGGAGCCAGAGAGGAAACUGCUUGUGAGUGAGAGAACCCGUUAUGAAGGUGAAGUAUACGAAAUAUCUGCUAGCCGUGGCUUUGCCGUCCUAGCCACCAUGAAUCCUGGAGGAGAUUAUGGCAAGAAAGAGCUCUCUCCAGCACUGAGAAACAGAAUGGUGGAGAUAUGGUGUCCAGUUGCUGAUUCUAGGAAGAGUUACCAGUUAAUUGUGAAACACAACCUACUCUCACAUUUCUUGAAUGAUGCUGUUCCUUGGAGUGAUCUUAUUUGUGAAGUAGUGGAGCAUCUGAGAGAUUUUUCAAGAGUGGCAGUUAGUGUUCGGGAUUUACUCACGUGGGUCACGUUUAUGAACAAAACUAGUGGCUACCUUUCACCACCUCAAGGAUUCUAUCAUGGAGCACAUCUAGUCUUUGUGGAUGCCCUAGGCUGUGGCAGCUCUCUAGGUGCUGCCGACCUUAAGAAAGACGCUCUUGACUACCUAUUGUCCAUACUCCAGCAGUGGUCGUGUGUGUUGAGUGAGGUGGAUUGUACUAAAGUUGUAACCAGUGAUGAUAAACUGUUUGGUGUAUCACCUUUCUAUAUUGAAAUAGGCGCGGAAACUUCCAGUCCACUGUGUGACUACUCCCUUUCCGCUCCUGGCCCUUCUGAGAACUUGUUUCGGCUAUUACGUGCCAUGCAGCUGGGUAAACCGUUAUUGUUGGAGGGACCACCAGGAGUGGGGAAGACAAGUCUUGUCACCUCUUUAGCUACUGCCAGUGGUCACAGGAUUGUGCGAAUCAACUUGUCAGAGCAAACAGACAUCAGUGAUCUGUUUGGAACUGACCUACCAGUAGAAGGUGGUGAGAGUGUUCAGUUUGCGUGGCGUGACGGUCCUUUCUUAAAGGCUUUGAGAAGAGGAGACUGGAUUGUCUUGGAUGAGAUGAACUUAGCGUCACAGUCUGUCUUGGAGGGUCUGAAUGCUUGCCUCGAUCACAGGGGUGAAGUAUUCAUUCCUGAACUGGGGAUGCACUUUGUGGUCAAGAAGUCAAGCCGAAUAUUUGCCUGUCAGAAUCCACUCCACCAAGGAGGUGGCAGAAAGGGCCUUCCCAAGUCUUUUACCAACAGAUUUACGCAAGUGUAUAUUGACAAAUUGAGUCCCUCUGAUCUCUUGCACAUCUGCACUCAAGUCUUUCCUGAGUUCAGCAGGGAAAUGUUAGAAAGAAUGAUCACCUUUACUUUUGAGGUGGACUCCCUUGUUAAGUCUGAUUCAGGUUAUAAACUGUGGGAAUUUAACUUGCGUGAUGUACUGCGGUGGUGCGCUCUAAUGAAGAGACAUAAGGUUCAAGAUCCCAGCCUUUAUGUCCGAAUGCUGUACAGCUCAAGACUAAGACGAACUGAGUUGCAGGAGAAAGUCCAUCAACUAUAUUUGGAUGUCUUCGAGGUGACUGAAGGCUCUGAGCAUAAAUUUCCUGCUGCUUUGGGGCAGUAUUUCCAUGUAUCCAGCGAUACAAUACAGGUGGGAUGUGCUCUGCUUCGAAAACAGAACUUUCACUCUGUGGACAAUGAGAGUGACUCAAUUGCUCCUCUCCACUGUCAAAUGCAACCUCUAGAGGUUCUGGCUCACUGUGUGGAUAUGGGAUGGAUGGCUAUCAUUGUGGGAAAGUGUUGUACUGGGAAGUCAAGUAUAGUGAGGUCGCUGGCUCGUAUGUGUGGCCACAAGCUCUUGGAGCUCCCUGUGACCAGUGUGACCGAUACCACUGAUCUUCUUGGAGGUUUUGAGCAAGUAAAUUUACGAAGACACUGUGUAAAUUUGGCCAGCUUGACUUUGGAUACGACAGAGUGUUUACUGUCUAGUGCCAACAACAACUGUGAACUUCUACAACAACCCACAGUGGAUACUCUCAAAACUAUUGCCAACGAACUUCGCCAUAAUUUUUCACCAGCAGUAUGUGAUGUUAGUGGAGACAAGCAAGUUCUUCUGAGCCAGUGUAAGAAGCUAAAGCUUCUGGUUAAAACUAUUCAGCGUUUGACAAAGUCCACCGAUGUCUGUUUGCUCCAUGACAUGAGCGACGUUUUGUUCAAUUUGGAAUCUCUUCGUAAAAAAAUCAGUGGCUCUGAGUCUUCUGGACAAUUUGAGUGGGUGGAUAGUGUUCUAGUUGAAGCUGUCAAGUAUGGUCACUGGCUGCUAAUCUCGCAUGCAAACUUUUGCAGUCCUUCUGUGCUGGAUCGGUUGAACGCUCUCCUUGAGCCUGGGGGUGUUCUGUGUCUGGAUGAAAAGGGAAUGAUAGGUGACAGUGAGCCUUUGAUUCAACCUCAUUCUGACUUCAGACUUUUCCUUACAAUGGACCCCUGUCACGGAGAAAUAUCACGUGCAAUGAGAAACAGAGGAAUUGAAGUUUACAUUCAUUCUGAGGAGAGCUUGCUUAACAGUGCUAAAUUUUCGGAAGAUUUGAAAACUCUUCUACACUUGAAAACAUCUUUGCAUCCGGGUUCAUCUACUCUCAGUAGACUUCCUACGUGUGUGAUGAAACCACAACAGAUGAUUAGUUUAGUCCGUUGUUCCCUGUUGCUGAAUGAAGGGGAUUGUACAGAUAUCGACGGUUAUUUCUUUGUUGAAGCUCGAAGAAUACUGGGGUUUAGUGAGCUGGAUACAACUGCUGAAUUGAAUGCUGUCUCGAUUUGCCGGCCAAGCUCAUACACAAGUUCUUGGCUCUUUUCCCAGCAUAUUCGCUGUAUAUCUAAUCGAGAUUUUUCUGUUCUACUGAGCACAUGCCUGGAAGACAGCACUACUGUUGCUGUGAAUGCUGCGCUGGAGGUAUUUGUGUGUAGCUCUUCUUCAGCUGAAGCAUGCUACAGAGUGCAGCUUCUUCAAACUUUGAGUAAAGUGCUCUGGAACAGUGCUUACCACAGUAUUGUGUUAGCCUGGAUGAAAGUUCUAAACAGAGCUGUGUCAACUCGGCCCUCAUCACCAACAACUCUCUUCAACGGAAUCAAAAUUUUACAUCUGUACCCUACCAGCAAUCCCUUGUUGUCCCUAAUGGAAAAAGAUCUUGAUCUUCCCCUCGCAAUGUUGCCAGUGUCAGCGGAGUUGAUUGUGUUGAAGGCAAGUGUAGAGAACCACAACAAGGAAGCUUCUAAUAUGUCUUCAAGAUCUAUCCUGCAAUUGUCUCGCGGAGUCUAUUAUGGUUCUCUGAUCAAGGAAAGUCUGCCACAUGCAAGUUUAAUGUACUUGCAACCAUUUGUUGAACAAGUAUUGAUAGUUGUGAGUGAUCUAUGGCUCAAUGACGAAAAUCUGGUUACAGCGGAACAACUUCUGACAGUUCACAAUUUCACUGAUUGGCUGGCUGUUUUGUUUGUCAUGUGCUCCACGCCUCAGUCAUCACUUCCAGAUCUUAUAAGCAGCUGGGCUUUGUUCAGAUCUGAAGGACUGUCUCUGAUGAUGCCUCAGCUGGAAUCACACUGCAAUUGGAAGACACUGAGCACCCUGCUUGAAAACUUAAAACCUCUGGAAGACUGCAUCAAAGGGUCAAAGAUAUACAGUGUUUGCCGUACCAAUCUGUUUGGUGUGGCAGUGGGUCACUCUUCUAUUCCCGGUAAUGUUAUGCAAGAAGACUGUGAGAUAAGAGCCUCCUCAUCUCCAACUGAAGUUUUUGCCAUGCAUCCUCCAGUUGUAGCUGAAUUGCGGUUGAACAAUAUUCAAGGAUCCGACAUGAAAUUCAAAUAUAGAGGCAUAGUAGCUCGAAACAACAACAAAGUUGCUGGACGUUUCAUUCCACUAAAGCCUGUGCUCAUGUUUUUGAAGUCUUUGAUUGUUAAGUUGAUGCAGAAGUUGCAAGUAUCAAGAGAUGAUGUCUUUGCAUGCUUGAAGUACUGCUUGAGGCUGGAUUCGAUUUCUCUAGAAUAUUUGCAACCAUUGGCUCACUUUUGCUUGCGAAAUACUGCUAAUGACCUUAUUUUUGUGCAGACUGGAGGAAUUUUUUGCAAUACGGUGCGAAAUCUGUUCAAUGUGUUCUUCAUUCCUGUUGAACCAUCAGAACAGUUCCUGUCAGAAGGAAGCUUCCUGACUGAAAUGUGUUUCAGUUUUUUCACCAGCAACAUAUCUCGAGGGUCUCUGUCCACAAUCUCCUUAAAGAACCUACAUGCUACAAGGGAUGAGAUGAACAAUAUUCUGCAUUUCUUGUGGCUUCAUGAGAAUUCUACCGUUUUUUGUCCUGUGUCAAAUCUGAAACUCACUUCUAAGUUGAUACGAUCUUUACUUGAUGCCCUUGUACAAACUGUUCAAAUAACUUCAACUCUCAUCCACGAUGAUGAACAUUCACCUGUCAUUCAUGAGCCAAUAGAAUUCAUCAACGAAAAAAAAUUGCUUGAUAUUUGUGCAAAAGCUGCUCAAUCAUUUAGUGGACACCUCAAAGACUACGGAGUUAUUGAAAAAUGUUUUCUAAAUGUAUUCCAUCUUAUUCGGAAGGUAGAAGACACUGUGAACUCUCAGGAACAUUGGCAUGUAGUUGCACAUGAACUUGACUUGCUGAUUAAUCUUUUCCUUGCGAUGGCAUACCUGGGUGUUGCAUAUUCUGUUCUACUUACUCCAUCUUUCCUUGAUCCCAUUGCAAUGCAGGCCGCACAAAAAGAUUGCCAUCAAGCUGUGGUGCAUAGAAGUCGAAGUUUGAUGAAGUGCUGGGACCAGUAUUUAUGUCGUAUGGUUGGUCCAACGUUCGAAACUAUCAACUCCCAUCGAUCUGCUGUGCCACCGCUGUUGAGUCAACUGUGUAGAAGACUGACUGUUCAGACGAACGAUGCCAAUAAAUGUCAGUUUACAGGAGUGAGAGACAAUAAAAAGUACUCUGAACUUCAUCAAGUGACCUGUGACAUACAAGAGACACUGUGUUCACCUUUGCAAGUCUUUAGUAUGCUUGAAGGGAACGACACUUCUAAAAUGAUGCUUGCUAAAAUUAACUCGUGGGAAAAAGCAAUGAUUGGGGCUAUACAAAAACUAAUGGCCGAGUACAGCGACCUGUCAGAUGUGGUUGACCCUUAUUCUAUGGCUCUAACACUUAUUGUUCAGGGCGUGAAGUCUAUGUCGGUUAUAAAGGCGCACCAGCAGACUUUUAAGGUAUGUCAGCUGGACAAGGUUCAGCAUGUACUGCAGUAUCCUAUGAAUGUCGAGUUUGAGUCUCGGUUAAGCUGGUUGCAAAGCCUCAUAUCUCUACUAACAUCACAUGGGAUGGACAACUCUACGGAAAUAGAUGUAGCUCUUCGUCAGAAGUUGCUCAAUUUAGUAUUGUCUGCCUGUAAGGACUAUCUAAAACAUUCUCACCGAAAAAACGAACAACUCAGACAUUCUAUCUUGAAGUUGCUGAAAUACUUUUGGGGUUUAUGGAAAAAUGCACAGCAACAAGCUCAGAUUAAAGCAAUGGAAGCAGAAUCACUGUAUAAAAUAAAAGAACACGAAAUUCAAAAGUUUGACGAUGACAAUGAUGAUAAACUGCUUAAGGAGCAAUUUCCAUCUUAUGAUUACUUAUUUUCUGAUGAAGCUGUAGUGGAACAAACUAGUUCUGUCCUUUCUGAUUCGGGACAGUCAGAGUCAGUGGCACUCCAUGACGCUGACAUUGUUAGCGUCUGUGCUCUUCAUAUGCUUUUGCAUGGUAGAGAAACAUUGCCUCAGUCUGAUUAUUCUCAAUCCCCUGCAAUUCAAUUGUAUGAGGUAUGCAGUCUUCUUCACUCACGACUCGGUUUGAUUCCAGGACUUGGAACAGACUUUUUUCUUCAUGGUGCCCACAUCAGAAUGUUUGCAUUACGAAAGAGUGUGGUCGUAAAGACAGACUCCAGUCACAUUAAUGUCUACAAGGAAGGAAGUGUUGCUGAAGCUGAGAAAUCAUUGCCAGUCAUAGAAAUGAUACUAACUCGAAUCAGUGAAUUGCUUCAAGAUUGGCCAGAGAACCCCAUAUUAGUUCAGGUUGCAAGUGUAUGUGAAAAGGUUUUGUCAAUGAGCGUUGAAGAGCCCCUAAUGAAGCUGUUGAGUGGGUAUGAGUGUAUACUAUCUAAAGCGCAGGAAUGGGAGGCGUAUGCUAGCACUGGAGUGUCCCUAAAGUCUGAGCUAGAUAGGCUGGUGGAGAUUGUCCUAGAGUGGAGAAGAAUUGAAUUGAGCUACUAUGAGAGGCUCCUUGAGUCUUACAAGAGAGAGCUAGAUUCAGGCGUUUCACGUUGGUGGUUUCACCUAUAUGGCCUUUGUCAGGAGGCACCAGAUGAUGAUUUGGAUGGCUUUACUAUAACUCUCCAGUCGUUUGUAGAAAAGUCAUCACUAGGGGAAUUCUGCAGCAGACUUCUACUUGUCAGUACAUUUCGAGCGGAUAUGCUUGUGAAAGGGCGGUAUUCUGUCUCAGAUGUGUUAGGCAAUGUGCAUCAGUACUACAGUCAGUUUUCAGCACAUGUACUUUCUGCUAUGGAAAAACUUACAUCUGUGGUUGUAAAGGAUUUUAAGAAUCAAUUGCAAGUAAUGAGGUGGAAUGAUGGCUCUUACUGGUCGGUGAAGUCGUCAAUUCGGAGCAGUCACAAAAAAUUACUUACUCUGAUGAAAAAUUAUCAGGAAAUUUUGACUGAACCAGUGCUGCCUGUUCUUACGGAAGUUUCUCUACCAACUGAAGGUAGUCUAUCGACAGAAAACAAGUUUUCAUUAGUUAAUCUGAUUGACAACGCUGUUGAGCCCAAGACAAUUUUUGUGAAAAGUUUUGAUAAUAUUGAAGGCCAGAUUUUGUACAAGGAAGAAGAACUUAUAAUAAAUGCUGAUACUGCUUUGAAGAGAAUGUCAAGUAUUAUUUGCAAGCUUCGUAACAGCUUUAGCACAGACUGUGUUAAGCGAAUUGAUGAUUUCACAGGUGAAAUUAUAGUUACUGUAGAAGAUCUCGCGUCUAAUCACUUCCUGGAAAAUGUGGAAGAAGAAAAACGUGAAGCUACGAUAAAAGCAAGACAGUCUCUGAAACGUAAAAUGCUUAGUGAUUUGUUCAAAACACUGUCGACUGAAGGCCUGUCUUUCAAGAAAGGUCUUGACUCCUCUUCGAAUUUCACUGUUAAAAAGAUUAUGCAGCUGCCAUUUGAAGAUUGUGCAGAGUUUCCAGCUGCAGGCUUUUUAUGGAACAAAAUGAAUGAGUAUUAUGAACGGUGCAUUGCUAGGCUCAUGGUCGUACAAAAUGCGUUCACUAGUCCUUCCAAGGAUUUAAAUUUGCCCCAAGUUCAGAGAUGUAAGGGGCUUACUCAUGACCUGUUAACUUUAAUUCUGAGUCACCGGAUUCAACUUAUGAAGGCUCUUAGAGAUUACAAGAAAUUGAUAAACGCUGUAGCUGUUGUCCAGUCUAUGUGUUCUGGCAAAACAAGUGCCUCAUUUUGUGAUUAUCAAGACUGGACGAAGUGUUUGUGUGACAUGCUUGAGCUGUGUCUGUACCUGAUACAAUGUGUCGAUUACCUAUCAAACACAGCUCCCUCUGAACUGGAUGCCACACUUACACCACUUUCUCUUUCGUCUCUCAAUCUUAAUAUUCAAUCUAGGGCUGAUUUGUUCGUCAAUGAUCUAAAGUCCGUUGGGGGUGAUAUUCAGGAGGCGUAUGAUGAUGCUGUUAAGCGGGAGCUUUAUUUAUCAUCUUGUCAUGUGAAUGUAGUUUCCAAGGGUGAUAUUAAAGCCCUUCAGAAUGGUUUCUCCUACCUAAAGAAGUUUUCAGAUAUUUUGUCGGCUAUUCAAGCUAAAGCUUCAACCAUUAGGUCGCCUAUUUUCUUCUUUCUUGAGACGUAUGAGAAGUUUUUUGACAGUAAAUGGACUCUGUUUACUGAGUGGAUGUCUUCUGUACAUGAGAGUAAAUUUAACCAAGAAAGCAGUGAAAAUCAUAAUGUGUUCAAGGUGAUCCUGGUUACUUUCCAGAAACUCUCGUCUUCUAUAGACCAUGAAGAAGCCACACUAAAAUCUGUAACAACGAAAAGCAUAGCAGGUGUUGAGGGCCUUAACAUAACUCAGGUUAAGUCUGAAGUGUCGAACUUUCUUCUAGCCUAUUCUACUGAGAGUACAAAGCUAUCUACUGGUCAAAUGGAAAUUCUGUGCUCCGCGCUUAAUUGCUACCUGCAAUUGUGUCAAGAUUGCCUUAUUCGAUCGAUUAGUAUUCAAGCAUCAGUGUGUAAGCUAUCGAGCAUUCUGUUCAAUCUCUUUGCUACACUCGGCUCUAAGGGGUUUUGCAAACCUGUUCAAGAGACAGAUGUUAACUUUUCCAACAAAACUGACUCCAUUGAUAUCGAAGCUGGUGGUUUUGCUGACGGAACUGGAGAGAAGAACGUUUCGUCAGAGACAGAAAAAGAUAACAUGGAGCCAGGGAAGUCGGAGGACAAUCUCGAAAACAGUACCAAACGAGCCCAGGAGGAUGAGGAUGCCAUCAGUGUCAAUGACGAUAUUUUGAAUGAUGAACUAAAAAAUAUCAGUGACAAAGAGGAAGAGACGGAUGACAAUGAUGAUGAUGAUGUCGAAGAGCUGGGUAACACAAUGGGAGAGCUUGAUCCAGAAGACUCUCCAGACGACCUUAACAAAGACAUGUGGGCUCCAGAAUCUGAUAAUCUUGAGGAAUUGGCAUAUCAGCCUGAUGCAAAAGGUGGCACUGAAAAUAAUGAAGAGACUUCCAUUGUGGCCAAACAAGAUAUGGUAGAUGAAGCUACAUCAGAACUAACUGACCCAUAUGAUGAUAGUCUUCAAGUCGAAACAGAAUCUGAUCACACUGCUUUGCCUGAAGAACUUGAUAACUUAGAAGAUGAUAUGGAUGACCUAGACAGUGGGGAUAUGGACGGAAUUCAACACUCAAUCUCUGAUGGUGAAAGUAGUGAGACUGAGAACAGAAAGGAGAACGCAGAAGACAUGCUCUCUGAUGGAGAAGAUGGUGGCAAUAGUGUUGAAGAUUCUACCAUUCUGUCAAUUCCAACAAGUUCUACUUUCGCUUCAUCAGGACAAGCACUUGAUAAUGAACCAGCCAAAGACUCAUCUAGUACACAGGAAAAUGAAGCUAAUACAUUAUGUGUAGGAAAUUUUUCAGUGUCUACUUCUCAGUCGAAAGAUUUGCCUGAAGUAGGUGCUGUUAAGGAUUCUCAUCAGAAUGAUCAUGGAACUCGCCGUCGAAGAGCUCCUACAGAUCAAGGUCGUGUAUUAGAUGACGAUCUAGAGGCCACUGCCAAGAGGGCAAGGCUAGUUAACCAGGAAGAUAGCGUUGCUGAUGUAUCAAAUCCUGAGGAUACUCUAUUGUAUCGACAUACAAACGAGGCUGAGAGUGUAAUUGCUGACAGUAUCGUUUGGGAUUGGUCAGCAAGUCGUGGCGGGCAGUCUUCUUAUCCUAAUACAGAGGAUGUGAUGGAGGAGAACACUGACUGUGACUUGAUGGAAUGCACUGAAGCAACUGACACAACUGGAUGUGUUAGUAGAAAUUCUCAGGCCACUUUCGAAAAGGAAAACAAGUUAGAAGUAAUCAAUGAGCAUGUUAGUGAUGACAAACAGCCCAAGUAUCCUUCAUCAGAAAGCUUUUUUUCGAAGCUUAAAAAGAAGUACCAAUCUGAACAAGAACAUAUUGCUGUCAUCAGGGAGGAUAUGGUAUCAGCAGUGACCAGCAUUCAGUCGGAGGAUAUGGACUCUAUACGAACUUCUAUCACUUUGUGGAGACAGUACUCUUCGUUCACUCAUAACCUUGCUCAAACUCUGUAUGAGGAGUUGUCGUUAAUACUAACACCCACCUCAGCUUCACAACUCAGGGGAGAUUAUCGUUCUGGAAAGCGACUAAACAUGAGAAGAAUAAUUCCGUUCAUAGCUAGCAAUUAUCAAAAUGAUAGAAUUUGGUUACGACGGACAAAAUUGGUUGAUCGUCGCUACCAAGUGAUGGUUACAGUAGACGAUUCUUCUAGUAUGCAAGAGAACAACUGUCGUCAGAUGGCAUACGAGUCACUUGCUGUCAUUAUAUCAGCCGUCACUCGUUUAACAAAUGGUCAGAUAGGAGUGUGCAGAUUUGGCUUGAAUUCUGAAAUGCUACAUUCUAUGGAGCAAACAUUUACUGAUGAAGAUGGUGGAAAUCUGUUACAUCAUUUAACUUUCAAACAAAAGGGCACAUCUUUUAAAGAGAUGCUUCGAACAGUGAAAUCGGUAUUUGUUCAGUAUGCUCAACAGCCUUCCACACUGGUCUUGCAAUCAAUAGUUUUCAGCCGCUUACUCAUCAUUUUAUCAGAUGGGAGAGGAGUAUUCAGUGAUGGAGGAGUGGUAAUUGACAUGGCCUUGCGGCGACUGACAGAAUGUGGUAUCUUUACAGUUUUUAUUAUUUUGGACACACAAGCUCAGGAUUCAAUAUCAGACAUCAAAGUUCCAAUGUUCUCGUCUGAGAAGGGUCCUGUCAUUGCUUCGUACCUGGAGGUAUUUCCUUUUCCAUUCUACAUCAUACUUCGAGACUUACAAAAGAUGCCACAUGUACUUGGACAAGCGUUAAGACAAUGGCUAGAGAUGUUGACAAGCUCAUCAUAAUUAUUUAUUAUGUUUAACCAGCGUCAUACAAUAAAUUAUACAUGUGGACAUAAUUAUAUUAAUGUGUUAUUCGCCUUGAGUAGGCACGGUA